Molecule: messenger RNA, 1293 nt
Organism: Exophiala bonariae
Lineage: Eukaryota; Fungi; Ascomycota; Eurotiomycetes; Chaetothyriales; Herpotrichiellaceae
Exons: 1
Coding region: 1-1293 (430 amino acids)
Molecular function (GO): FAD binding; monooxygenase activity
Source: RefSeq, a predicted model, not a curated record
AUGGAAAAUACUAACAAGGCACAUUUCCUGUCCUCCAAAACCGUCGUGAUCGCAGGAGCAGGAGUCGCAGGGCUCAGCCUGGCGAUCGCUCUGGCCCAACAAUUCCCGCUCGAGGAUGUGCAGACACAAAGACCGCGAAUACUGGUAUACGAGCGCGACAGCGAGGCCGACCGCAUCGCCGGACGCCAGGGCUACUCGCUGUCGCUGCGGACGGAUAGCGACCCGGGCGGCAUCCAGGUGCUGGAGCGGCUGGGCCUGUACAAGCGGAUCCGAAGCGUGAGCGUCAACGCCCACGAUAGCGAGGCCGACCGCGGCUGCUUCAACAUCUGGGACCAGGACUUCAACCCCGUCCUCCGCAUCCACGGCCGGCCCGUCGGUCCCAAGGGUCUGCUCGGCAUGAGGGUCGGCCGGGGCGCGCUGCAGUGCGAACUCGCGGCCGCUGCGGUCGAGGCGGGCGCCGAGAUCCACUGGUCGACGGCGGUCAUCGGCGUCAAGCCGUUGCUUGGGACCGGCACCACGCCGCCGGUGGGCCAGGUCGAGAUCUCCCUGAGUGACGGCGCGGCCGUGGUCGCAGACCUCCUGAUCGCGGCCGACGGCUCGUCCAGCAAGAUCCGCUCGCUGCUGCUCCCGUCGCACGGCCUCGACUACACGGGCAUCUACCUGUGGGGCGGGACUGGGGUGUUCGCCGAGCGGACUCAAAUCCCGCGUCCCGUCGACCGCGACUGGGGCGCCGUGCUGGGCGGCCAGGGCAUCGGGCUGUUCGUGUCGCCCAUCGACUCGACGUCCGCGCUGUGGUCGAUGAGCCGCGCCAGCCCGACUCCGCAGCCGUCGCUCCGCCAUCCACUCACCCAGGACCAGAUCGACGCCAUGAUUGAUGAGUCCAUUCAGCUGAGCGCACGCUUCCACCCGCUCGUGCGCGACUUGGUCCAGGUCUCGGAUCCCAGCUCGCUGAUCCAGUUGAAUGCUAUGGAUCGGCCGCCGUUCGCGCACGAUGUUGGCGCGCUCGGCCCUGUCGUCUGGAUCGGCGAUGCGAAUCAUGCGGUCAGUCCGUUUGCCGGCAACGGCGCUAAUAUGGCGCUGAUGGAUGCGUGGGAUCUGGCCGAGUGCUUAAAGUGCGCGGCUACGUUGCAGGACGCCAUUGUGGCGUAUGAUGCCAGGGUGCUGCCGAGGGGCAAUGGGGUGUUGAAAGCGUCGAGGUGGACGAUUGACAUUUCACAUGCUAGUGGUUGGAAGUUUUGGCUGUAUCGGUAUGCGUUGUGGGUGGUGAGUCUGUUCGUGAGAGUGCCCGUGUGA